GAUUUGGAACGAAAACAAAAUGGCUCGAGGACGCAAGAGCAAUAGCAUCAAAGAGAGCGACUUCACUAACAGCACCCAUCCUCAGGAUUUAGAGAGAAGACUUUUUGUCGGCAAUUUGCCCACAGACCACAUGACUCGUGAAGAAAUGGAAGAGAUAUUUUCAAAAUAUGGCAAGAUCAGGGCCCUCAGCAUGUACCAUGGCUAUGGGUUCGUGCAGUAUGACCGUCUAGAAGAUGUCCAGGCCGCUCUGGACGGUGAGAAUGGGCGCCUUUAUAAAGGGUAUAGAUUAGAUAUUAAUAAAGCAGUGGAAAGAAGAAAUAUGAAUAAGGCUUCAUCAAGGUCCAGUCCGGCACGAAGGGAGCCGUACACCUACGGGGAUGGCCGAGACACCAGGCGCGACCGCUCCCCUCUUCGGGGGAGCCCACGGAGAGACCCCAGAGAUGGCAGGGAUGGGAGAAACGGGCGAGAUUCCAGAGACGCUCGAGACAUUCGAGCCAGAGACAUGCGUGACACCAGAGACCACAGGGACCCACGGGACCUGCGAGACCCACGGGAUAUCAGGGAUCCAAGAGACCUGCGAGACCUUCGCGAUGUUAGAGAUCUUCGUGACUCACGGGAGCCGCUGUACGAUCGAUACAGGGAUCCACGGGAUACGAGAAAUCAAAGAGAUGUGAGGGAUCCACGGGAUAUGAGAGACCCUCGGGACCCUUUGUACAGACGAGAUGAAGCUUAUGACCGUUACCUCCGCUUUGACGACUACUACCGGCGGAAGGACGACUCCUACUACGACCGUUACAAAGAGCAUUUCGAUAGAGCACCAGGGGGUUCAGAAGCCCAGGCAGGUCCAAAGGACCGUCUGAAGCGCGAGGAGCGGCGCCGGGAGGAGUUGUACCGGCAGUACUAUGAGGAAAUCAAGAGGCGUUUUGAUGCAGAGAGACCUGUGGAUUGUUCUGUGAUAGUGGUGAAUAAACAGACGAAGGAGUAUGCCGAGUCCGUGGGGCGGAAGGUGCGGGAUCUGGGAAUGGUAGUGGACCUGAUCUUCCUCAACACUGAGAUGUCCCUGACACAAGCCCUGGAUGAUGUGAGCAGAGGAGGGUCUCCUUUUGCCAUAGUCAUCACCCAGCAGCAUCAAGUUCACCGCUCUUGCACUGUUAACAUCAUGUUUGGCACCCCACAAGAGCACCGCAACAUGCCCCAAGCUGAUGCCAUGGUGCUGGUGGCGAGGAAUUAUGAGCGCUACAAAACAGAGUCACGGGAGAAGGAGCGGGAGGAGAUCGCCCGGCAGGCUGCCAAGAUGGCAGAUGAGGCCGUUCUGCAGGAGCGGGAGCGCCCACCCCCUGUGGAGGAGGGUGUCAGGGGAGGGCACCCUCCAGGCAUCCAGACUCUCUUGAACCUGCUGGCAGACAAUCGCUAUCUAAGUGCGGAGGAGAUUGAUAAAGUAAUUAAUUACCUGAGGGACCGGAAGGAGCGGUUGCUGAGGGGCAGCGCUGAUGCUCUGCAGGCACCCAUGUCAAGACAGUCUUUGGGGGCACCUUCAGGAUCAUCUCUUGGUAGUCAGGCCAGCCUUCCAAACUCUCAGGCUCAUCAGGGUUCACAGCCUCUGGUCUCUGCACCUUCUGUUCCAGUGUCCUCUUCUAAUCCUCAGCAGGAGCUUCAAGCAAAAAUCCUCAGUCUCUUCAACAGCGGGGCAGCAGCAGCUGCUGCAGCAAACAGCAGCUCUGCACCCUCUGCAGGCACUUCAGGCAGCACUCCCACCCAGAACUUUGCUAACAUGGCUGGUGGUCAGGCCCGAGCAGCACAGAUGGGUGCUGGAAAUUUAAACCAGGCUCCGCAGAGAUUGCAGGCUCCAAGCACACAGCUUCCUGCUCUCCAAGGCCCAUCAAGAAAUGCAGGUCCAAGACCUGGAGCUCCUCCACAAGCUCAGUCAUUCUAUGGUCAGCAUCAAAAUCGCCUCCCUGCACCUGGCAGUGUACCUGCUCAAAGGCCAGUAUCUUCUGGUAUCAACUUUGACAACCCUAGUGUACAGAAAGCCUUGGACACCCUUAUCCAGAGUGGUCCUGCACUGUCCCACCUAGUGAGCCAGACAGUGGCCCAGGGGAGACCAGGGUCCUCAGCCCAGCAACCCAUGGGUUCCUACCAGCGACACUAUUAGAAUGGAGCUGUCAGGCCCUUUCCCCUCCCAUUGCCAUUCCGUACUUACAGCUGUUGAA
Molecule: messenger RNA, 2210 nt
Organism: Chaetura pelagica (chimney swift)
Lineage: Eukaryota; Metazoa; Chordata; Aves; Apodiformes; Apodidae
Gene: NCOA5
Product: nuclear receptor coactivator 5
Exons: 10
Coding region: 20-2152 (710 amino acids)
Biological process (GO): regulation of signal transduction
Cellular component (GO): nucleoplasm
Molecular function (GO): RNA binding
Source: RefSeq, a predicted model, not a curated record